UAAAUCAGAAAAGUUAAAAAGUAUACAGUAAAGUAUAAGUAAAAAGGUAUACCUUAAAAACUACAAAAAAAAAAGUGGCACCCUAUAACUGAAUAUUGGAAACUUCUGAAGUGCUGAAACUUUCUAUACUUAAAAACUACUUUGAAUGAAUGUCUUCCCUGGCCUUAUUUUUUAAUCUAUAGUUUUUAAUAAAGUUUUGUGAUUAAAAAUAAAGUCGCCUUUUUUGAUUGUUACCCCUUAAAUACCGCAAUCAGGUUUUUUGCUUAUAAUUUUAGAGCUGUUGAUCAGAUUCCCUCAAAAUUUUGUAGACAUUUUGUUUUCGGGCCAUAGUAUUGGUACACACAUUAUUGUAAAUCUAUUAUAAACGAAAAGACAUAAACAACCCUAAAACUCCUCAAAACUACAAAAUAAAUCCUUACAAAUUACAACUAAAUACUAAUAUACUGUAAUUAGGGGAUUGCUGUUAAUUAAAAUUUGUAGAUAGUUUAACAUAGAGGGCACUCAGAUAUUAUAUUUUUAUUUAGUAGGAAUAUUACUUAAGUUUAUUUAUGCACACAAUUGUUUUAUACCAUAUGUAUUUUAUAGAUAAAAAUAUCAUAAGUAAUUUUGCAAUGGGGAAACCAAAAUUUAUUUAAAAGUGAGAAAAGAACCUUUUGUUAUUGGAAAACCAAAUUCAAAAGCAGAGGCAAAAGUCCAGAGGAAAAAAAUAAAUAUGAAAGAACUUCAGAUUCAACAAGCUGUGUCUUGGUGCAUAGAGCACAAAAAAAGAGGCUAUGCUGCUUUGCAAACUGGUAUGUUUUCUUUUAUCAAAGAUUGAGGAACCAUUGAUCGGAGAUUAGAUGGAAAAACUGCUAAUAUAAAAAAGCAACAUCUGUGAAUUUUAACAGAAAAAGAACACUCGAUUGUAGAAUUCAUUAAAAAUAAAAACAGGUGCCAUCAAGGAAUAUCGAGGAAGCAAGUCACUAAUCUAAUUAUUGAUGUUUUAAAAAUUAGAGACUAUUGCAACACCACGAAUCAAGGUGGUCGCAAUUUUGGUAAACUAUCUGAUAAUGCAAAACAUGUUGUUAAGACAGGAAAAUAAGCUUGGUCGGUCGUUUUGGCAGAGAUGGGAAGCAGAGCACCAUAGCUUAGUUCUAAAACGACAAGGAAAUAUACCUAUUAACAGGGCAUUGCACUGCACAAGGGGUAUGGCUGAGUCACAUUUAGAUUUAUUGGCUGAAGAACUUAUUAAAUGUGAGAUUUUCACAAACUCAAAAAAACUUGAACCUGGUGUGCGGAAGGGUGAUAUUGAUACAAAAAGAAUUUUUAAUUUUGAUGAAACACCCCAGUUCAUAAACUAUGGGGUUGAUGGAACAAAUUCUGGGCUCGCGUAUGUUGCACGUGGGGAACCUUGCAGAAAAAUGAUUAGAGAGAAUCGUGAAUCAAUAACAAUAUGCCCAGUUAUUUAAUUGGCAGGCGAAAUUGUUGUUUCGCAAGUUAUUUUUGCUGGUAAAGGUAUCACAAGUCAUAUGGCCCCAAAAACAGCUGUCAAAAAUAUAAAAAAUUUAAUUAUAUCAUCUACUGAAAAAGAAAGCCAGGAUAGCCAUUCUUUAUUGGACCUACACAAAAAGUUUGAUAUAUAUUUGUCAGAAGGAAAUAUACAACGACCUGUUGUAAUGCUAGCAGAUGGACACAGUUCAAGAUUUGACUACAAUGUUGUACCAUGAAAAAACAAUUAACUUGUUUAUAAGUCCUCCUGAUACAACUGGGGUUACUCAACUGUUGGAUCAAAGUCCUAAUCAAAACAUGCAUCGUGAAUAUGACAAAAAAAGAGAUGAACUUUUUACAACUUUCAAACAAACAAUAAACCGAGAAGGCUUUAUGACAAUUUUAGGAGAAAUGUGGGAUAAAUGGGCUUCAAGUGAUACCAUAAUUAAUGCUGCAAAGAGAGCUGGCAUAUCUAAAGAAGGUUUAAAUGUAAAUAAUAUGCAGCAAGAUAAAUUUCAACAGACUGCAAACUGUAUGGCUCAAAAUUAAGAACAAGAGCCUUCUACCAGUCUUGUUCUAAGUACACCAAAGAAAAUAUGCACACGUUCAUCAGCAAUGUUUCGUUAACAACAAUUACUCCAUAUUCAUUUCCUGAAUUAGCAAAAACAAAUCAUCGUUAUGGAUCAGCUAAUUAUUGGAAAUUUAUGUUCGAGCAGUCGCAGAUGAUUAUGAAAGAAAAAUAUAAAGAAAAAGAACAAUUUUAUAAAUGUAAAUUUUAUAAAUGUAAAUGUAAAAUGUGUUUGCAAUGGCAUUUUUGCAGUAAAGAGUUUUAAAGAGUGCCCAGUCUGCCACGAGAUAAAGAAAUCAGCAUGCAGCAAAAUUUCUUGUCGAGUUGAUGGAAAGAAGCCAAUAAUGAUUAAACUAGCCACAUCAACCAACUGCUAAAUAUAAAGGCAAUUUAAAUGACAUGGAAAGCGGUAACAUUAAUUGGGGAAAUGUUUUAUGUUGAUUUGAAAUGUAAUUUAUUGAUUCUGGAAAGAAGUUUUGACUUGUGUCUCAA
Molecule: messenger RNA, 2527 nt
Organism: Hydra vulgaris (swiftwater hydra)
Lineage: Eukaryota; Metazoa; Cnidaria; Hydrozoa; Anthoathecata; Hydridae
Source: RefSeq, a predicted model, not a curated record